CCAACGUGAUUCAUCGAAGUCCAAUACCACAUAAAUAUCAUUCUAUAUUUGACUCUCUUCAUCGACUUCGUCUAGUUAUUAUGCCCCCUCCUCAUUGACAGUAUUCAAACAUCUAUGCCACUGUGACCUCUUAAAACUCAUGCAAAGACGCUGCGACCUAUACAGAGACCUAGACGACAAUAUUUAUAUUCCUUCGUUACGACCAGAGGCUCUCAAAGCCUUGGCCGACCAGGUCAUGUCUCAUUGAUUCUUUGAUGCAGUACUAUGCCCCAGGCCUCCGUUGUUGAAUGGAUUGCUGGUGCAACUCUUCCUCGCCAGAGAAGACGGAGAUCGCUGGAGUCCCCUCAAUCAAAUACAGUCCAGCACCACUCUAUGGGUGCAAGAAACAAUUCUGGCUGCUGUCCGACAAGCUGCAGCUGUUCCGGUUGCGAUGAUCGCUCUGAGGCGUCGACAGACUCACCGUCUAAGAGAGUUCGCUUCAAGCAACCUAAGGGUAUUUUGAAGCAUAGCAGGAAGGUGGAUGCGGAAGAGCAUAUAUGCUGUUCUGCCUGCACGCCAUCUGCUCACUGCAAUGAGAGACAUAGAGUUGGGAAGAAUGGAAAAGUUUAUGGGAGUAGCAAGAAAUGCGCGCCUAAAGGUGGGAAGAAGGAAGUAGAUAAUUGGGGCGAGUCCAAAAGCACGUCAAAUUCACCUAAAGGGAUGAAGGACACCUCAAACAACAAUUAUUCAGUCUAUCAAACCCAAACCACACCUUCACCUCCUCAGACUCCUGAGCAACGACGCACUUUACAAAACCUAAGUUCUUUCAUCACCAAAAACAUGUCGCGUCUCAUCUUACCCUCGAGAGCAGAGGUUAUAAUACGUGAGGACGUCCUCGAAAACGCGUCUGAUCCUCGACCGAAUGCUUUCUUUGACGCCAGGACUGGGAUGCUCCGAGUUUACCAUGGACCAAUGUAUGGAAACCCUGGCGCCUCGUUGGUUCCAUUGCAGGCACAGCAUGUUCCUAUCGGAACACCCGCACCGCCACCAAGUGCUUGGGCAAACCCUUGGGCUGGCAUGAUAGGAGGGAUGAGUGGCAGGUGGCCGUUCAAUGUGAACCAGCGAGGAGGUGGAGGCGACCAGGGUAUGCAAAACAGUGGUAAUUCAGAAAAUAAUUACAAUUCAAGUGGCAACAGGUCUAAUCGCCAGAGUAACAAUUCCCGAGGUGGUUCUAAACCCAUGCCAGGUUCAUUCAGCAACGACGGUGAUCAGAACGGCAAUUCUGGGUGGAAUACCGCCGAUAACAAUGCGAAUAAGAACUCGAACGACGAUGGCUGGGGGACUGGAAACAACGAUGCGAAUAACAAUUCUCCUGACAACGGUGGCCAAGGUGACACCUGGGGCACAGAUAAUAAUAACUCCUCUGGAAAUGAUAACUGGGGCUCAAAUCAGAACAAAAGCAAUCCAUCGUCUGGAAAUGAUAACUGGGGCUCAAAUCCGAACAACAACAAUGCAUCGCCAGGAGAUGAUAACUGGGGCACGAAUAACAACAAUACAUCUUCAGGAGACGACAACUGGGGCACUGGCCCAGACAACUCCAAUCAUAACAAUAACGGCUCUUCGAGCAACUCCAGGUGGCCAGGGUACAAGGAUCGUCCAAACCAAAACGGGACAUCGCAACGAAUCUUCCCCGAUGCAACUGGCACUGAGUUUUCGGCAGGUUCGUGGGGUGAGCCUGCUAAGCAAGAGUCGUGGGGAGACAAAACCGCUGCGCAGAGCACGAAGAACAACUCAAAUGAUACCUCGGGUUGGUGAUAGAAGGUCAAAUUCAGACCGAGGGUUUUGAAGGGUAUUUUGGAGAGGCAAGGUUGGCUCUCCUCGCCAUUGGGGUUGCAUUGAUGGGAUGGGGUGACACGAAGGACUGAGGCUAUUGACACCGGGCUCAUUGUUAUUUAUCUUUAUUGCUCGGCUACAUGGGAUCGAGACUUGGGAACCUGAUCUGAGGUGAGAGUAUCGUGUAGUUUUAAAUCCACGCACAUGGUAGCUUAUUUCCCAUACUGGUACAGACCAUAUAUGUACAGUUCAAGCUGCACCUUUCUAAAAAAGCUUCCAUUCACUAUAAAU
Molecule: messenger RNA, 2103 nt
Organism: Pseudogymnoascus destructans
Lineage: Eukaryota; Fungi; Ascomycota; Leotiomycetes; Thelebolales; Thelebolaceae
Exons: 4
Coding region: 265-1794 (509 amino acids)
Source: RefSeq, a predicted model, not a curated record